AGAUACGUGAAGAAGCCGAGCAAACAAGCCCAGAAACUGCAGAAUAUUAGGCUGGCUUUCAGUCACCUGCAGUCCAACGGUGUCUCUCUACUGGGGAUUGAUCCCAACGAUAUUGAGCAAGGGGAUUUGGAUCAGGUUCUGGCGCUCCUGUGGGCUAUCAUUUGCCACUACCAUCUAAGACAGGGAGAUAACGAUGGGGAGCGACCCCUGCUUGAGUGGCUUCGCUCUGCAGUUCAGGAUCCUGAAAUCCCGGAUCUCGCCUCUUCAUGGAACAACGGAGUCAACCUGUCGGCUCUGGUAGACUACUGUCAGCCGGGCCUGAUUCCAGACCACGCCUCCCUGGAC
This is a messenger RNA of Geodia barretti, 345 nucleotides long. NCBI's taxonomy places the organism in Eukaryota, Metazoa, Porifera, Demospongiae, Tetractinellida, Geodiidae. The record is from the annotation of a GenBank genome assembly.